CAAUCACAUCAGAGCUAGCCUGUUCCCAACAUAAGGAAAUAGAAGUUGAUGGCUUCCAUUGCUGAGUACUGUCAACAAUAUUGCGUCCUCUUGAACUUCACUAACAGGUUUGACUCGUUGACGUUUACAGAAAGAUAAUAUCGAAAUGAAGCUGCUAUGGCUAUAAAGGGUGUUCCCUCGUGGCCAGUCUUGUUCAAAUCUGAUGGUUAUGAACCCCAAUGCCUCCUCAACUUGCUCUGAGAGCCAGUCUCCUGCAGAUGAAUAUAUGGACGACUGGCUCUUCCUCCCUUGUACCUCAGCUGCAACCCCUUGCCAUGAAGACAAGAGCAGGCAAGACAUGGAGGAAGGAGGCAAACUCAAAUCUAAGUUGGUCUCAGUAUGGAAUAGUGUCAAAUACGGUUGGUCCUUCAAGCAGAAAUCAAAUUUGAGUAAGAGCUCUCCUGUGAUCAUGUUUGGAAAGUCAUAUCAGCUCAGCGAUCAAGGGGAGAACGAGUGUUUCCACUGCUCCUUUGCAGCUCUUCUGUGGUUGACAUACAGACGAGGUUUCCCUCAACUGACGGGCUGCUGUCUGACCACUGAUAGUGGCUGGGGAUGUCUUCUCCGUACAGGGCAGAUGUUGUUUGCGCGAGGCCUGGUUUUACACCUGAUGCCAGAAGGCUUAACAUAUCCUGUGAUCCAUCACAUGUUCAAAGAUGAUAUGGAUCUCCCAGAGAUCCGCACUGAAACCAGAGCAGUGUCUAUACAGAAUUCCAAAGGAGUUAAUAAGAGUGGUCGGAAACUGAGUUUGGGUUCCCUCCUGGACAAAUGCAUGGAGUCCACACACAGAAAGGUUGUAUCAUGGUUUGCAGAUCACCCAUCAGCUCCUUUUGGGAUACAUCAGCUGGUAGAGUUUGGCAAAAGCUUAGGGAAGAAAGCAGGGGACUGGUACGGUCCCUCAAUUGUGGCACAUAUUCUGCGGAAAGCUGCUGAGGCAUCAACUGACCUUCCCAAUCUUGUCAUCUAUGUUGCACAAGAUUGCACCAUCUACAUAGAGGAUGUGAAAGAGUUGUGUAGACGGCGUCUUUCUGGGAUCUCUACUGCAUCUAUUCAGCCCUGGAAAGCUAUCAUCCUCCUGGUGCCUGUGCGACUUGGAGGACAAAAUCUCAAUCCUGCCUAUAUCACCUGUGUCAAGAAACUCUUGAAGUUAAAAUGCUGCAUUGGUAUCAUCGGGGGCAAACCAAAGCACUCUCUCUACUUUGUUGGUUUCCAGGAUGAACAUCUUUUGUACUUGGACCCUCAUUACUGUCAGCCCACAGUGGAUAUAACAAAGGACAACUUUCCUGUAGAGUCAUUUCACUGUAAAUCUCCAAGGAAAAUGCUUUUCUCUCGCAUGGAUCCCAGCUGUACCAUUGGAUUCUAUGCAAAAGGACAAAAGGACUUUGAAAUGCUGCGCAGAGUUGUCGAUGAGGCUGUCUCCACAUCUGCAGAGACAUACCCCAUGUUUAUAUUUGCGGAAGGUCAUAGUCGAGUGGAGGAGGAAAGCAAAAGCCCCACCAACAACAUCACUUAUGUCCAGAGGAAGAGCGAUCUGCGGAGGGUUGACACGAGUAACAGCAUGGAUGAGUUUGUUCUAUUGUGAGCAAACAUCAGAUAUGGUUUGCUGGGGUGUUCAGUGAUCAUCGAGUAGGCAAUCUCACACACAGUGAUUUAAAUAUUGAGUGUGCUUGUCCACACAAGCUAUGGUUUGCGUGCAUACAAUCCUUCACUUUGAACUAUACAAGUAUUUUGUAAAAGAUAUUGGCAUUUCCAAAUUUACACUGAUGCAGGUGUAAUUUAAAAAAAGAAUAGCAACAAAAAAUGUUCGAUGCAGCUUACUGGUAAGUGGCAGUAUUUUGUUUUUAGAUUAGCAGUACACAAAAAAUUUGAUCUCACUGGAGAGCUGUUUGUAGUACAGGCCCGCGGGCUACUCCCGUUGGUCCUUGGGGGCUACCUGGGCGGGCACCAUGUUGGUGACCCCUGCAAUAGAAAAUGGAUGGAUGGCUCUUGAACUGAGUGGUCAUUGGACCAGUGGCACAACACAGCAUCCAUCCCUUGUCCGUACCGCUUUAUCCUCACAAGGGUCGCGGGCCUGCUGGUGCCUAUCCUAGCAAUCUUCGGGCAAGAGGCGGGGUACACCCCGAACUGGUCAAUCGCAGGGCACACAAAAAGAAAAAACAACCAUUCGCACACACAUGCACACCUACAGGCAAUUUAGAGUCUUCAAUCAACCUACCACCCAUGUUUUUGGGAUGUAGGAGGAAACCGGAGUGGCCGGAGAAAACCCACGCUGGCACAGGGAGAACAUGCAAACUCCACACAGGCGGGGCCGGGAUUUGAACCCCGGUCCUCAGAACUGUGAGGCAGAUGUACUAACCAGUCGUGGUUAGUACAUCAGCAGAUAUGCUGCCACAACACAUAAUUUUAUGUCUAUUUUCUAUAUUUCACAAACAUAUUGCUCCAUUGGGCAACAUUUUAUUUUCUCGUAAUGUAUUAAAAAAACAUGAAAUAAGUACUACUGUACUAACAAUAAAAAUAGAUCUGGAAGCGUUACUGCAACAAAUACAGCCUUUCACUGUUUGACAGCAUGUGACUAAAGAUGAGAUGAUAAAGUCUGAUGAACAUGUGACACAUAACUUAAUGUUGCCAAGGAUAUAGCUUAUUAAGUUUCUUCAAUUGUUUUAACUGACCUCAGGAAAAACAUGUACACUCAGUGGUCUACAUACAACCCCAAUUCCAAUGAAGUUGGGAUGUUGUGUUAAACAUAAAUAAAAACAGAAUACAAUGAUUUACAAAUCAUGUUCAACCUAUAUUUAAUUGAAUAACUCUUAAUUUACACAUCUGUGAAGGCACCAUUAAUGCUGAAAGGUACAUACAGGUUUUAGAGAAACAUGUGCUGCCAUCCAAGCAACGUCUUUUUCAUGGACGCCCCUGCUUAUUUCAGCAAGACAAGGCCAACCCACAUUCUGCACGUGUUACAACAUCGUGGCUUCGUAGUAAAAGAGUGCGGGUACUAGACUGGCCUGCCUGUAGUCCAGACCUGUCUCCCAUUGAAAAUGUGUGGCGCAUUAUGAAGCGUAAAAUACGACAAUGGAGACUAUGGACUGUUGAACAGCUGAAGCUGUACAUCAAGCAAGAAUGGGAAAGAAUUCCACCUACAAAGCUUCAACAAUUAGAGUGUCCUCAGUUCCCAAACAUUUAUUGAAUGUUGUUAAAAGAAAAGGUGAUGUAAGUGUGUUCAAGUCCCGGUGAUGUAACACAGUGGUAAACAUGACCCUGUCCCAGCUUUUUUGGAACGUGUUGCAGCCAUAAAAUUCUAAGUUAAUGAUUAUUUGCGAAAAACAAUUAAGUUUACCAUUUUGAACAUUAACUAUCUUGUCUUUGUAAUGUAUUCAAUUAAAUAUAGGUCAAACAUGAUUUGCAAAUCAUUGUAUUCUGUUUUUAUGUUUAACACAAUGUCCCAACUUCAUUGGAAUUGGGGUUGUAAAUUUUGAUUAUAUUACUAUCUGAAUAAAUAAAUGAUUUAAAAAGAAUGUUUAGUGUUGCACUGUACUCUACAAUUUUAUACAAGGAUGAUUAAGAAUAAACUUGAAAAUCUGUGUCUCCUUGCACACCUUUACUUGCUUCUUUUAAUUCCCGAUUCCUGUGAAGGAACUUUGAGGCAAAUGUGAAAAAUACCACCAAAUAAUUUUUGCCGUCAUCCUUUGUCAUAUGGGGAGCAAUUAUUUUGGUGUGUGUGUGUGUGGAUUGGGGGAGUCAGACAUGACUCCAGUGUUCGUGGGAGACUCAUGCUUGGUUGGGAGGUUUUGGGAAGCAUCAGUUCGGUCUGUGAUUGUGAUGACGGUCUGUAAUAAGCAAUACUAAAUAAACUAAUAACGACAGAAAAAACAA
This is a messenger RNA of Phyllopteryx taeniolatus (common seadragon), 3906 nucleotides long. Its product is annotated as cysteine protease atg4da-like. Gene Ontology annotation, molecular function: protein-phosphatidylethanolamide deconjugating activity. The transcript has 11 exons. NCBI's taxonomy places the organism in Eukaryota, Metazoa, Chordata, Actinopteri, Syngnathiformes, Syngnathidae. The record is from RefSeq and is a predicted model, not a curated record. The coding region runs from base 203 to 1618 and encodes 471 amino acids.